AGUGCAAACAAAAAAGUCCUGAGAACAUCUUUCCAGGACACACCAGGUUUCAUCGUAAAUCGUCUUCUGGUUCCUUAUUUGCUCGACAGCAUUCGGAUGCUGGAACGAGGAGACGCCACCAAGGAGGACAUCGACGCCGCGCUCCGUUAUGGCACGUCUUGUCCAAUGGGUCCGUUGACAUUAUGCGACUAUGUUGGCCUUGAUACGCUCUCCAACGUGAUGACAGUGUGGCGAGAAUCAAUGCCGGAUGAUACACGUUUCGCUCCAAUUCCUCUUCUGGAUCGACUCGUCCACGAAGGAAAACUCGGCCGAAAGACCAGAGAGGGUUUUUAUAAAUAUUGA
Molecule: messenger RNA, 342 nt
Organism: Ostertagia ostertagi
Lineage: Eukaryota; Metazoa; Nematoda; Chromadorea; Rhabditida; Trichostrongylidae
Source: the annotation of a GenBank genome assembly